Messenger RNA from Trichomonas vaginalis G3, 1455 nucleotides. Its product is annotated as protein deglutamylation. Bases 1 to 1455 code for a protein of 484 amino acids. The transcript has a single exon. The record is from RefSeq and is a predicted model, not a curated record. Lineage: Eukaryota; Parabasalia; Trichomonadida; Trichomonadidae. Gene Ontology annotation, biological process: proteolysis. Gene Ontology annotation, molecular function: zinc ion binding; metallocarboxypeptidase activity.
AUGAAAAGCGUGAGGGGGCCUCCGCUCUUUCAUUACACGCCUGUGUCACGUCUUCUUAAGUCGAUGGCUUUGAAUAUAUUCCCUUCAGAAACUCCUCCUCUCAUGCGAGAAUACAUUUUUCACAAUGUUCCAAAAGAAUACUUGAGAAGACGGGAGCUAGUCUUCGAUCCAAAUGUUCAAAUACCACCAAAGGGAUUAGCAUUCUCUGGUGACUUUGAGUCAGGCAAUUUGGGCUGUGUUUGGAAGAUUGCUCCAAGGAUUUAUGAAAUAAAUUUGUUACCUGAUCCUUCAAGAAUGUAUUCAGCUACCUGGUUUUACUUCAAGGUCGACAACAUCACUCCGGGUGAGUACUCUUUUAUCAUAUCAGGUUUCUAUAGGGAUGCUCAGUUACAUAACCAAGGUGUUCAACCUGUUGCGCUCUCAAUGAACAAUGUGAGACGAGGUGGUGGCUGGGAGAGAAUAGGCAGCAGACUGAAUUUCUGGUGUAGCAAAACAAGUAGAACUGCUCCGGAGUACUCAUUAGCGUUUUCAUUCAAUGUAAUAGCGCGAGAUACGAUGUACUUUGCUUAUCUUUACCCGUAUACAUACAGCGACCUCAGAUCUUUCAUAACUUCGUCAAAAUUAAAUGCAACUUCGAUUUGCGUUUCUUCUGGUGGCAUUGACGUCCCUGCAAUCUUCUGGGAUGCAGAUGUCAGAAACUUCGUAAGACCAAUCAACAAAAUCUUCGUCAAAAAGAAAAAUUACAAUUAUAAGCCUUUAAUCGUUAUAGCAGCAAGAUUACAUCCCGGAGAGUCGAAUAGUUCAUAUGCAAUGGAAGGCUUCAUGGCUAGACUCUUCGAUGGCAGUAAUAAUUCGAAAUCUUUGUUGAAUAACUUUUCCUUCUUACUUUUACCGAUGAUGAACCCUGAUGGCGUUAUCUGUGGCUACUUUAGACCUCAACUUACAGGAACAGACAUGAAUAGAGUCUGGAGACGUCCAGAUAAACGUCAUAUUCCGGAAGCAGCUUCAGUUGUUGCACUUUUGGACGUGUUAAGUCAAACAAGACCGAUCAUGUUCCUUCUAGAUUUCCACGGACAUACCGCUCAGUGCAAUGCUUUCACAUACGGAGUCAGGGACCCGAGAACAAGGUUAAAUGAGUAUGAACCGUUAUUCCCGAGAAUUGUUGGCAAGUAUACAUCAUUGUUUGAUGUAAAUGAGUCAAUUUCUUUCCAUUCAAGAGAAUAUCCAACGACAAUGCGAGUUGCAUUGCAUCACAGAUACAAUAUUCCAUUUGCUUAUACAUUGGAGAUGAGUUUUGGCGGAUUAAAUAUUGGAGAAAGAGCUGGAACUCAAUUGACUGAAGAUUCUUACAGAGAAGUUGGAAUUGCAACCGUUGACGCUAUUGGAGAACUGUUGCUUGUAUCAGCACCAAUAGAAGAAAUCACAAGUUGCUACAUUCCUCCUCAAUUAUUUUAA